UAUAGCUCUAAACCCCUGCACAGGUUGAGUGGAUCUCCUGGACAGUGCCUGAACCCAUAGGAUUGGGUGCCCUGGGAGUGCUUGUUCCCGAGUUUGCCGGCGUCUCUGCCGCGGGACACGUGACGGUUGUCGGGAGACGUUCCACGGUCGGACACGAUGGAUCUCGGGGGUCUUUUCCAACCUUAACCGUUCCAUUAUCUUCUUGCGUCAUUUCAGACGGGAAAGCUUCCAGCUUUAACGUCGUGUAGAGUUUGUAUGCAUGCUUCCAAUUUUAAAAUUUCCUUCAGGCGAAUACUGAUGGCGGCAGCUGCCAAAAACAUUGUUAUUCAAUGUAAAUUACCGCGUAUUCAAAGGCAGAGCUAGCUCUUUCAAUACAUCAGCGUGUUCCUCGGUGAAAGCGCUGAAGGAAUUAAACUGAAUUUCUAGAGGGAUGGAGCCUGCUUCUACAAGCCUCCUUUGAAGAGAACACAAUUUUAAUCGGUUUUGAGAGCUGGUGAGAAGAGACGUCCCCGACCUUUCCCAGAGAUUCCUGGGAACUUCACGGGAAAAAAAAUCUUAACACGGCGGUGUAGCCCGGAGCCGGUUCCCGGUGGGGAUGAGCCCAACAGAAACCGAAGUGCCGCCACCCCCCGCUUUCCUGGCGGCUCUUGGAUGCGCCUGAUGCCGCAGGCGGGCGGCCGGCGCCGGGGAGCGGGGCACAGGCCGGGCUGAGGCGCUGCCCGGCUCCGCAUGCGGGGCCGGGUGUCGCCACCUCGGGCAGUGGGGAGCGCGGGAGGGUCCGGCGGGCAGCUGUGCACCUCGGCACACAGGUUUAUUAGUCAUGAAACGGAUUCUUCUGGUUUUUAUCCUGGCUGCUGCUGUUAUGUAUGGUAUCCUGCAUGGAAAUCUGUGGAGAAAUAACUUCUACUGGAUUAGCUUUUAUGGACAGACUUCCUCUGUGAGGGCUUCUCCUUCCUAUGUGACUAGUGGAGUUACAAUCAGUUACAAUCAGCUGCCACCUACUGCUGUAGAGAGGAGGAAUGCAUUGGACACUUGUCUCCUGAAACCAGCAUUUGAAUCUUUACUGGGUGUUGACAAAAUAUACCCAUUCCUGUGCGCUAAUGAUUUUAUCAGAGUGGCAGAGUUCCAAGGGAGCAAUAAGUUUGAACUACCUUAUGGAAUAAAGAGAGCAGAGCAAUUUUUUCGUUUAGCCCUUUCAAGACUGCAGAACUGUGGCCUUUCCAGUGAAGAAGACAGCAUUCCCUGUCGACGGUGCAUUGUGGUUGGUAAUGGAGGAGUACUUCGAAAUAAGACAUUAGGGGAGAAAAUUGACUCGUAUGAUAUCAUAAUAAGAAUGAAUAAUGGCCCUGUGAUAGGGUACGAAGAGGAUGUUGGGAGGAGGACGACUUUUCGCCUUUCUUACCCAGAAUCUAUCUUCUCAGAUCCCAUCCACUAUGACCCUAAUACCACUAUUGUUCUCAUCGUCUUCAAACCACGGGACUUGAAGUGGCUUUGGGAGAUACUUGGUGGUCAGAAAAUAAGCGUGAAGGGCUUCUGGAAGAAACCAGCUCUGAAUAUGAUCUACAAAUCGAGUCAAAUCAGGAUUCUUGAUCCCAGCAUUACCAGGAAAGCUGCUUAUGAGUGGCUUCAUUUCCCAACAAGGUUUCCUAAGAAGGAGAAACCGAAGCAUCCAACAACGGGGCUAAUUGCCAUUACACUGGCAUUUCACAUAUGCCAUGAAGUCCAUCUGGCAGGCUUCAAGUACGACUUCACUGACAGAAAUAGCUCUUUGCACUACUAUGGCAAUGAAACCAUGUCUCAGAUGAUGCAGAAUGAAUACCACAACAUCACCGCCGAGCAGAAAUUUUUGAAGAAGCUUAUAGACAAGAACUUUGUGAUCAAUUUGACAUGAAAGCUGAAUGGAAAAUACAAAGAACAAUCACUAUUUUCAAUAUUUGAAAAAUGUUUAUUUUUUGUAUGACAUUUUUAUUUUUUAAGUGCAACAUAACUGUUUACUGUUCAAAUGAGCCCAGAAACCUCAUCAAGGCAAAAGCUUUUAACUGAGGGUAAUGGACUGUUGCAAACAGAGUUAACUGAAUUUCUGUGAAGCUAUUUAAUAGUGGGAAAACCAUGAAACUUCCAACUGAAAGUAUCAGGGAUAUAUAAAAAUGUGAUGUACAUCACUUACUUAUCAGUGAGAACUCUUUCCAAAUGAUUAAUUCUCUGGAAUACUUUUGUUUCUGAUGUUGUCCUCCAAAAGAGUUCCACUGUCAAGAGACUGAGAUGACCGGUGUUCAUUCAGUAGGUGGAUGUAAAGUCAUGACUAUCUGUCUUCUUGUAUGAAAACUGCUUUAAAACUAUGCAUCUAAGUCAUUACUCUGUGUUUUGGAGAAGGGUGAACAUACAGACUGUACAGGUUUUGUUCUGCCAUACUCCUGAGGAGAGGAUGUCCACCUUCAGCCAACCAGCCACAGCUUCUGCACUGCCCAUCAACUCUGGGCUUCUGUCUACCUUUGCCGAAGGUGAAGACCCUUUGUCUGAUUUGUGGAGAUACUGGUGUUGACAAUGCUUGUGUUGUACCCAUUUUAUAGAAUAAUAAUACUCCCUGUGCUGUGCAUCCAGUAAAUUUUACAGUUGCUGACUUGACUUAAAAAAGAGGGAGUAUGAAGACUGAAGAGCUGUCCGAACUAUCUGUGUCAGCCCCCAUACCACAAUAGAAACAAAAGCUUGGACAUACAUGUUCAUGCCUGAGUUUAGAGUCAAUGUUUGUUGGGGUCCUAGUUCUCCAGGACAGCAUCUCAUGCAUUUUUUUUGUUUGUUUCCUCAAAACAGGUGGAUUUUUCCAAAUGAGGACAAUCUCCUUCCUCAGAUGUUGUAAUGCAUCAAUACAAACAAGGAAUACUCCCAUUUUUGGCAUUAGAGUGUGGUAGGGAAUAUCCAGGAUGUACUUCAGCUGAAUUAUCAUUUGGCAUCUGCUUACCUCUUCUGUGUUGAUAUUUAAGUUUGAAGUGUGUGGAUGAACUAAAUAAUUUAGCAGUGGGAACUUGCUCAUGAUUUUAGUUGAAACAUUUCAUGGGAAGUUUAUAUUUCCUGUAUUGGUUUGUCUCUGACAAGCCUGUGAAUAAAUGAAAUCUGCUUGGGAACACGCUUGACAGCUGUCAAAGAACAACAAUGUGCAGUUCCAGUUCUCUCACAGGACAUCUAUAUAAAAUUUUUAUCUUAAUUACGGCAGAAUUUCUGGAAGAUUUUGUGGUUAUCUUUAUUAAUCAAAUCUGAAGAAAACACAAAUAAGUCCACUUAAAAAAGUCUUUGAAGUUGGUAGGAAUACCAUGGUUGCUUUUUUACAAAAUUAUAUAGAGAGGACAUUUAGGAGUAAUGCAAACAAUCACAAUAUGAA
Molecule: messenger RNA, 3376 nt
Organism: Camarhynchus parvulus
Lineage: Eukaryota; Metazoa; Chordata; Aves; Passeriformes; Thraupidae
Gene: ST3GAL6
Product: ST3 beta-galactoside alpha-2,3-sialyltransferase 6
Exons: 11
Coding region: 821-1891 (356 amino acids)
Biological process (GO): glycolipid biosynthetic process
Molecular function (GO): beta-galactoside alpha-2,3-sialyltransferase activity
Source: RefSeq, a predicted model, not a curated record